GAAGAUAUUUUACAUGAUCGCCUGCGGAUUAUGGAAAAGGAAUCUGAUCAGGGUUUGAAAGUUGCAGACUCGGCCGCAUCUUGAGAAUCCUCGUGGACCCUUAAAAUACACGUGACGCCACCUUACUAGAUUUCUCUCCAAAGCGAAUCAAUCCUUCACUUGCACGGUGGCCGGCGUUAGCCUGGCCGAGCCAUGUCAUCUCUUGGCAGCAUCAACCGGCCGUUCGAUCACGAUGGCCUUGACGCCUACGAUAUUCGGCUCCAAUCUCAGCGCUUUGACGCGUUCUCCAACUUCGACGCUGACUCAGUGAAGGACUCGGCCAGCGACUCAUCUCCGGUUUUCGGAAGCCAUAUGUCAUACAACGAAGGAGAUUACGUGUUUCCGUCUCAGCCAGUUCCGGAGACUCCAUCUCCAUCAGCGAUACGCUCUAACGCAAGGGGAGACACGGCGUUCUCACCGGAGCAUGACGGGAGGGGUCUCGAUGGAGACUUUGGUGCCUCCGAUGGCCCAGUCUUGCCACCACCGGUGGACUUGGAACCAGAAGAAGGCUUUGCUCUAAGGGAAUGGCGAAGACAGAACGCAAUUCACCUGGAAGAGAAGGAGAAGGAGGAGAAAGAGAUGCGGCGACAGAUUAUAGAGGAAGCGGAGGAGUACAAAAUUGAGUUUUACAGGAAGCUUGAGCUGAAUGUCGAGAAUAAGAAAGCGUCUAAUAGGGAAAAGGAGAAGUUAUUUUUAGCAAGCCUCGAGAAGUUUCAUGAUGAAGCUGAGAAGAACUACUGGAAAGCAAUUGGUGAACUUAUUCCCAAUGAAGUGCCAGCAAUAGAGAAAAGAGGGAAAAAAGAUAGAGAGAAGAAGCCUUCCAUUGUUGUAAUCCAAGGGCCAAAGCCUGGGAAGCCAACUGACCUUUCAAGAAUGCGCCAUGUCCUGUUAAAGCUCAAGCAUAAUCCUCCUUCUCAUAUGAAGCCUAAGCCACCUCCAUCGUCCGAACCAAAAAAGGAUGCUAAUACGGGACCCACUGAUGGGGUUGGUUCAAGUACUGCUCUUCCUCCUGCUCAAGAGGCUGUUUCUGCAGCUUGAAAGGCGCCACUAUUUGCUCAUUCGCCAUGUGAAAACCAGUUUCUGCGAGCAUCUUAAUUUAAUUAGUUGUAUCGUGGUAUUAUAUGUGCAGAGUAUCCUUAUUUUCGGUUGCUUGAUGUGAAUGUAGUUUUAUGCAACCCUUUCUAGUUUUUGGCUGUGAUCCGAUGUUGUGGCCUGUAGAACAUUAUCGUUGAUAGACUUGUUAUUAUUGUAGCUGUUUUGGCACUGGUUGAAAUUGAGAAAGUAUAUUUUAUGAAAA
Messenger RNA from Prosopis cineraria, 1336 nucleotides. Its product is annotated as clathrin light chain 2-like. Lineage: Eukaryota; Viridiplantae; Streptophyta; Magnoliopsida; Fabales; Fabaceae. The transcript is spliced from 3 exons. Bases 193 to 1077 code for a protein of 294 amino acids. Gene Ontology annotation, molecular function: structural molecule activity; clathrin heavy chain binding. The record is from RefSeq and is a predicted model, not a curated record. Gene Ontology annotation, cellular component: clathrin coat of coated pit; plasma membrane; clathrin coat of trans-Golgi network vesicle. Gene Ontology annotation, biological process: intracellular protein transport; clathrin-dependent endocytosis; clathrin coat assembly.